CGGAACUUGAGACAUACAAGAAAAAAAAAUAUACAGCCAAAAGAUAUCUUUGAGAAAACUGCUGAUAAGUUUACUACAAAGCCAAUGAUCAUCUACAAAGGCGUGUCGUACAGUUUCAUGGAAGUGGAUAAAAUGGCAAAUAAAUUGGCCAAUGUGGCAUGUGGGUUAGGUAUAAAACAAGGUGAUACUGUAGCCAUACUGAUGUACAAUGAACCUGCAUUUGCUUGGACCUGGUUUGGUGAAACUACUGAUGUUUCUACUACAGAUCAAAUGUGUUUGUGUGUCCGUUAUGUAGGUACUGAUGGCAACGGGGAUUUGUGUGUGAAAGAGUCGUUUCAUGGAUUUGCUGAGUGCUUUUUAUUUUAUUUUUUUUUAUUUUUUUUAUUUUGCUUAUUAUAUUGUUAUUUUUGGGUGCGGGUUUCCACAAUGAUUUCUGCCGUUCUUCAACUUAUGAUUUGUAUUGCCCAUUGGUAUCUUCAUAUAAUUUGUUAUUCAACUGUCAAUGUUGUGUAUAUAUGUUCACAGCGAGACUUAGCGACGUCUUCGUGUCUAUUCUUACUUAAUUUUCUACAUUAUACAUUGAAGGGCGAUUAUGAUACAAAUCAUAAGAUAAGAGUUGCGCUUCGAAAUGGACUAAGAAAAGACGUUUGGACACUGUUUCAAAAGAAGUUUAAGAUAGAACAAAUUCUGAAGUUCUAUGGUGCAACUGAGAUACCAGUAGGAUUUAUAAAUAUGGAAAACGCAAUUGGUGCAGUUGGCAGAGCAUCUCCACUGUUCAAACGGAUGCUUCGGGUCCAUUUUGUCAAGUAUCGGACACAGGUAUGGACCAGCCUGUACGAGAUAAAAAAAAAGGGCAGUGUAUUCCAGCAGCACCAUGUAUGUAUAUGGAUAAAAGGAUAUGUGGAAAAUACUUCAAUGAGAUUAAUUAAACCUGCUAUUAUUCUUACAUGUAUAAUUGUACAAAAAAAUAUGGUUAACAUUUUAAGUAAUGUUUUGAUUGUAGAUGAACUUGGACUACUUAUUUGUACAAUAAGUGGAAAACUCCUUUUGAAGGAUAUAAAAACCGGGAUGAAGCCACCAAACGAAAACUUAUCCAUGAUGUUUUUCGAUUCUGGAAACCUGUUUAAUCAUGACGAAAAUUAUUAUUACUUAGUCUACUUCUAUUAUCGGCUUGGAGAUACAUACAGAUGGAAAGGUGAAAAUGUAUCAACAACACAAGUAGCUAACAUUAUAACAGAGUUACCAUUUAUAGUAGAUACAUGUGUCUAAGGAGUUCUCGUUCCAGGUUCUGAAGGAAGAGCAGGAAUGGCUACAAUCAACUUACUUGAUUCCGAGAAGAAACCACCUACUGAAGACAUGAUUUCCCAAAUAGGACAACAAUGCACCACCGAACUAGAAUUAUAUGCUAUACAUAGAUUCCUAC
Molecule: messenger RNA, 1423 nt
Organism: Mytilus californianus (California mussel)
Lineage: Eukaryota; Metazoa; Mollusca; Bivalvia; Mytilida; Mytilidae
Product: long-chain fatty acid transport protein 2-like
Exons: 7
Molecular function (GO): long-chain fatty acid transmembrane transporter activity; long-chain fatty acid-CoA ligase activity
Source: RefSeq, a predicted model, not a curated record